Messenger RNA from Cladophialophora immunda, 949 nucleotides. RefSeq lists its product as uncharacterized. Gene Ontology annotation, molecular function: dioxygenase activity. Lineage: Eukaryota; Fungi; Ascomycota; Eurotiomycetes; Chaetothyriales; Herpotrichiellaceae. Bases 1 to 948 code for a protein of 315 amino acids. The transcript is spliced from 2 exons. The record is from RefSeq and is a predicted model, not a curated record.
AUGGCUCUCAACGGAAAUGGACAGGCUACUUUCACAAUCCCAACCGUUGACCUGACAGCCUACCUCAAUGACCCAGAUUCUUCCGAGGCCGAGACCAUCGUGACACAAAUUCGCACUGCUUGCACAACAAGUGGCUUCUUCCAGAUUACUGGACACGGUGUCUCAGAAUCGCUUCAAAGUCGGGUGUUUUCUGCAGCGAAGGCGUUGUUUGAUCUGCCAGACGACGAGAAGCAUAAGCUCAGUGGGAAACCUGGGCGAGGGUUCGAGAUCAUCGGAGCCCAGACGCUGGAGGAUGGCAAGAAGCCCGACCUGAAAGAAGGAUACUAUGUUGGUCGCGAGAUCCCCGGCAACAAGCCGCCAUUCAGACCCUUUCAGGAAGCAAACAUCUGGCCAGAUCAAAUCCCGGAAUCAGAAUUCAAACAGCCCUUGCUUGAAUACCAUCGAGCCGUGUCUGACCUGUCAUUCCUGCUCAUGAGAAUCUUGGCUCGGGGUUUGGACAAUUUCGAUACAACCGUGUUUGAAGGCUUCUGUCGGGAUCCAAUUGCCGCAAUCCGGCUGCUGCAUUACCCUCCGCACCCCAAUUCCGAUGAUUCAGCAUUGGUCGGCGCCGGUGCACAUACAGACUUUGGAGCCAUCACCCUCUUACUCCAAGAUGGGCAUUCCGGUCUGCAGGUUCUGAACCAGUUUACCGGGGACUGGAUCGAUGUGCCACCUCAACAACAUGCAUAUGUGGUGAAUGUCGGAGACAUGCUCGAAGCCUGGACGAGUGGCGCAUACAAAAGCAACAUACAUCGAGUCAUCAACACUUCCGGCACUGACCGAUAUUCGAUACCUUUCUUCCUGGACGGCAAUGCAGACUGUAUCAUCAAGCCCCUGGAUGGUUCCGAGGGCAAGGCAUUCACGGUUGAAGAGCAUAUGCUGUCCAGAUACGCUGCCAGCUACAAGUAGU